UAAUUAAAGAAAGUUAACCGUACGGUGAAUUCUAGCUAAGUUACACUUGUAACAUACUUUUGUGUGUCUUUGGUUGAAGGUGAUUGCAUCAUGUCUAUGGAUAGACCGUUUUUAGUGGUAGUGUGUUUACUUCAGGUAGUGGGAUCCAGCAACGUCAGUCAGAGACACGAGUUUUUUGAUGUCAUUCUUAACGAAGACUACGAUCCCCGGGUGCCCCCGUUACUUAAAGGUGAUCCUGUUCUUAACACCAUCCAACUUUACAUUCUGGGAAUAGACUCUAUCAGUGCGAGUACGAUGGACUUCAAGAUGAGUUUCUUUAUUCGUCAGAGAUGGCAUGACCACAGAUUGGCAUUUAGAGGGCGCUUUGAUUUCCCAAAGAUCGAGUUGGAUACGCGUGUAAUGUCCAAUGUAUGGGUUCCCGAUCUAUAUAUUAAGAACGAGAAAAAAGCGAAUACCCAUUCAGUUACUGUUCCAAAUAAACUAAUGCACAUUUACCCAGACGGCCUGGUUGUAUACAGCAUGAGGGUGACAGGGACAUUCUCUUGCCAGAUGUACCUUCACAAAUACCCGUUAGAUCAACAGACAUGUUCAAUACAGAUGGAGAGUUAUGGAUACAGUACAGAUACUCUGAAAUUCCGAUGGAAUGACAUUCCUCUGGUUCAAAGACCAAACUUAACACUGCCGCAAUUCGAAAUUGGACACAUUACUAACCACACAUGUGACAUUACUUACGCUAACGGUAAUUCUUCCGUUUCUUUUACUUGCUUGGGAAUUGAUAUCGAGAUGAGCCGUGCAUACGGAUAUUAUAUUACACAAGUGUAUAUUCCAAGUCUUCUUAUCGUCUGCUUGUCAUGGGUGUCAUUUUGGCUGAACAUUGACGCAAUUCCAGCCCGAAUUUCCUUGGGUUUGUUGACAAUUCUUACAAUGACAACACAAAGUUCUGGAGCACGUGCCACACUUCCACGUGUAUCUUACAUCAAAGCUAUAGACGUCUGGAUGGCAACAUGUUUAGUGUUUGUUUUUGCUGCUUUGAUCGAAUUCUCCUAUGUAAAUGUAAAGGCAAGGGUUCAACAACGAAGGAAGUCUUCUGUAAGGGAAUUACCUCUUCUUCUGCACGGAAAGGAAGAUGGAAUCAAAGAGAAGCCUCGGUUGGACAGCGAAAGUCGAGACGAAGCGAGACGCGUGGAUAAAUUGUCUAGAAUUAUAUUUCCCCUAGUCUUUCUUUGUUUUAACAUCAUAUACUGGUCCGUCUAUUCUGUUUGGGUUCCAGAAAUGCAAAGAAAAGACUGAUACUUCAUUAUUAUUAUACAAGUUUCAAUCCUGUUUUGAUACUCCAAAACCUUGAAAUGAAACCGUCAUUCCAUGUAAUUUGUCAGUCAUAAUCAUCAUGAUAUGAAUAUUUUUUUUACUUUUAAAUUGCUAUCACUACAAAUCUACACACAGAGAACAUACAGUACACUGUAUACAUGUUGGAACACCUUAGCUAUUUAUAAAUGGAUAUUUUUUUUUUUUUUGUGAUGGCACUUUAUCUUCACAUGUUCAAGAUGAAUGCUUAUAAAAAAUUUCAAAUGUAUUCUCAAUUACUAUUUGAUAUUUAUAUUAACAUAUUAUUGAAUGAUAACACUUAA
This is a messenger RNA of Saccostrea cuccullata (small rock oyster), 1628 nucleotides long. Its product is annotated as glycine receptor subunit alpha-2-like. Gene Ontology annotation, molecular function: transmembrane signaling receptor activity; transmitter-gated monoatomic ion channel activity involved in regulation of postsynaptic membrane potential; excitatory extracellular ligand-gated monoatomic ion channel activity. Gene Ontology annotation, cellular component: plasma membrane; neuron projection; synapse. The record is from RefSeq and is a predicted model, not a curated record. The coding region runs from base 91 to 1290 and encodes 399 amino acids. NCBI's taxonomy places the organism in Eukaryota, Metazoa, Mollusca, Bivalvia, Ostreida, Ostreidae. Gene Ontology annotation, biological process: signal transduction; chloride transmembrane transport; chemical synaptic transmission. The transcript is spliced from 8 exons.